This is a messenger RNA of Ilex paraguariensis (yerba mate), 405 nucleotides long. The record is from the annotation of a GenBank genome assembly. Lineage: Eukaryota; Viridiplantae; Streptophyta; Magnoliopsida; Aquifoliales; Aquifoliaceae.
AUGGCGAAUUUGUAUGUGAAGGCGGCGCCAACGACGGAUCUGAACAGGAACACGGAAUGGUUCACGUACCCAGGGGUGUGGACGACCUACAUACUCAUAGUGUUCUUCUCCUGGCUGGUCGUGCUCUCCGUCUUUGGUUGCUCUCCUGGCAUGGCUUGGACCAUUGUCCACCUCUCUCAUUUCCUCGUUACGUAUCACUGCUUUCAUUGGAAGAAAGGAACACCGUUUGCAGAUGACCAGGGUGUCUAUAAUAGGUUGACCUGGUGGGAACAAAUCGAUAAUGGCAAGCAGCUCACUCGCAACAGGAAGUUUCUGACUGUUGUACCUGUGGUGCUAUUUCUUCGCAUGAGAUCUUCGAUUGGUCGGAAUAUUUCUAAUUUGGGUCUCAGAGAUUUCUUUGCUUGA